UUGUAUCCUUCGCAGGCCUGCAAGAAGAUCUGUUCCAUUGCUCAACCAGGCAAUAUAAGUACGACCUUAGCUGGACCGAGUUUCUUCAUCCUCGAAGCUAAUCUACAAUUACCAAAACUCUCAUCUCAUCAUUUCGCGGAAACCAUCUGAAAUGGCUCGGGACGCUCCUGCAGUCGUCUUCCUACUUUUCCUCGCUUCCUCAUUUGUGGCGGUCCAUUUCUCCGAGGCCGGGGAUGCGGACAUACUCACGGAUUUUGUGGUUCCGUCAAACGCAACCCCGCCAGUUGAUGGCAACUUCUUCACGUUCACGGGGAUGAGGGCUCUUGCUGGGGCACCCUUCCCCGCAACAUUCAAGGUCACAAAGGCCAGCUUGGCGGAGUUCCCAGCACUAAAUGGCCAGAGCGUUUCCUAUGCGGUCCUCCAGUUCCCCGCCGGGACACCCAACCCGCCCCACACCCACCCGAGAUCCUCGGAGUUGCUGUUCCUCGUGGAGGGUUCGCUCCAAGUCGGUUUCGUGGACUCGACCAACAAGCUUUUCACCCAGACUCUCCAGGCCGGUGACAUAUUCAUCUUCCCCAAGGGGCUUCUGCACUUCCAGUACAACUCUGAUGCUCAGAAAGAGGCAGUGGCCAUCUCUGCGUUCGGGAGCGCGAAUGCAGGCACCAUGUCGAUCCCCGUAACUGUGUUCACCACCGGAAUUGAUGACAACAUCUUGGCCAAGUCGUUCAAGACCGACGUCGGCACGAUCCAUGCCCUCAAGGCAGGCCUUGCACCCAAGGCAUGAGAAGAGAGCAGAGGAUCCAAUUCAAAAUGCAAAUGGGCAGCAGGUAUAAUUCUUAGCAUCAGGAUUAACAUUACAUUUUGUCGUUCGAGUUCAGUCUGCAACUAAAUUGUUUCCGCAAUAAUAAGGCAAUGAGUUCUUAUCA
Molecule: messenger RNA, 926 nt
Organism: Punica granatum (pomegranate)
Lineage: Eukaryota; Viridiplantae; Streptophyta; Magnoliopsida; Myrtales; Lythraceae
Source: RefSeq, a predicted model, not a curated record